Arthroderma uncinatum is the source of this 1062-nucleotide messenger RNA. RefSeq lists its product as uncharacterized. The record is from RefSeq and is a predicted model, not a curated record. The transcript has a single exon. NCBI's taxonomy places the organism in Eukaryota, Fungi, Ascomycota, Eurotiomycetes, Onygenales, Arthrodermataceae. Bases 1 to 1062 code for a protein of 353 amino acids.
AUGGUGAAGAAUGCCAAACAGGCACCCAAGGCAAAGGCCUUUGCGACAGCAGAGCCCAAGGCAAAAGAGGCCUCUAAAUCGGACUCAUUUGACGUCCCAGCAGCAUUCACGCAGGCUCCAUCCUCUCUGAAAAGCUUCCUCGAACCGCUAUCUCCCAAACGCAUCUAUCUUCUCCAUAUCGAUAACCAUCCUCCCAGCUUCAAGCUACAAAUAUUCCUCGCCCACCUGGCAAUAAACAUUGUCAUAGUCGCAUUUAUCUUAUACAGGAUAUAUACCGGCCUGUACACAUAUCCGGAUAUAUUCACAGCGUUAGUAGGCGGGGACAGCCCGGCGAAAAUAGACACAUCAGCAUCUAGCUGGGGCUUUUUAUCCAGCACCAUAGCUUGGAGAACGUUCAACUUUCUCCUAGACUACUUCCUAGCGACGCUCUUCCUGCCCUGGCCGGUACGAUAUCUCCUUGGUCCCGCCCGGUGCCGACUAGCAGUUGGAUUCCAGUCCGCGGAAAUAAUCGUGCGUUACAGCCGAGAAUGGAGCGAAUCCCUACAGCCUGGUACAUGGAUUAGAGAUGACGAAGCAGCGAUGAAAGAACGCGUGAUUCCCGCAAUACUUCCACUCCGCCUACAGAAUACCGGAUAUUUACUUAUUGACGCUGAUUGGGAUGUCGAUUGGGAUGCUAUUGUUAAAGCCCAUCAACUCGUCAAAUCCGAGAAGCUGAAGAUCGAAGAUUUCCAGACCAGCGUUCUUGUGCAUGGCGGCCCAUCGAAGGGCUGGCUUAUGUGGAGAGUCGAUGAUGAAGCAACUGUCGCUUCAGGUGAAGGCUUACCGUCUGCUGCGCGUGACAGAAUUGUCGCUUUCAAGGAUAAGCUUACAGACUUGGGGAAGGAGGACCUAUUCUACCGCUGGGUAGAAAUUAUUCAAUACGAGAGUACCCAUCCUGGCGGGUUCACUCCGGAGAGACAGAGGAGCGCAAUGCUAGAAGUAAGGGAACUGUUUGAAAAAGAAGGUGUGGAUUUUGAUCAGUUCUGGAAAGACAUUGGUGGCAUGGAAGGAGUUUCAUUGUGA